Messenger RNA from Acomys russatus (golden spiny mouse), 1518 nucleotides. RefSeq names its product germ cell-less protein-like 1. The record is from RefSeq and is a predicted model, not a curated record. Bases 1 to 1518 code for a protein of 505 amino acids. The transcript has a single exon. Gene Ontology annotation, biological process: germ cell development. Gene Ontology annotation, cellular component: nucleus. Lineage: Eukaryota; Metazoa; Chordata; Mammalia; Rodentia; Muridae. Gene Ontology annotation, molecular function: protein binding.
AUGGGCACUGUAAGCAGUCGAAUAAGGUCCAGACUAAAUCCGGCCGCAGAAGAAGAACCUCCCGCGGGUGGAAAUGAGGAGGAGGAGCGUGCGGAAGCAGGAGCGGCGGUCGUCCCUGAAGAGCAGGCAGGUCAUUCGGGCACAGUCGCCACCGCUAGACAGCCAGGCCGCAAGCGGAAGGCCGGUCCAGGGGGGACGUUGGCAAAAGUUCCCCAUAGGGCAUUGACCAGAGAUGACUUGUUUUUCCUGAGGGAUGAAGACAGUGAUGUAAAAAUCUGUGCAUUUCAAGAGGAAUGGUGCUUGCACAGGGCCUACCUAUGCCGGUCGGGGUACUUUUCUAGCAUGUUCAGUGGUGCCUGGCAAGAGACAAACAUGAGUACAAUAGAGAUGCAGAUGCCCGAUGAGAACAUUGAUCGUGACUCUUUCCAUGAGGUUUUGGGCUUCUUGUACCGCGGAAGAAUUGAAAUUCCUCCCUGCCGAGUUGUUGCCACCUUGGCCGCAGCCUCUAUGCUGCAGUUGGAUGAGGUAAUUCGGCAAUGUGAGGUGAUAAUGAUGACGUCAGUCAAUGCUGAGACUGUGUGCACCUACUACUACUCUGCUGAGAUUUAUGGGCUUCGGGCCAUAAAAUAUAUUUGCCGCCAGUGGCUCUUGGACAACCUGAUGACCCGGCAAAAUGAUGAACUAUUGCUAGAAAUCAAUCUCGAUCUCAUGAAAGAGCUCAUUGCCUCUUCAGAUCUCUUGGUGGUUGAAGUGGAGAUGGACGUAUACACUACACUGAAAAAGUGGAUGUUCCUGCAGCUAGAACUCACUUCCACAGGAUCCCAAGAAGGACUGUUGCCUAUAGAACACUUGUGCUUUGCUAAGUACAAAAGCAAUUCAGAUGGUGCCUAUUUUCUGGACUGUGAACAGGGGAGAGCCUUUGUGCCGGUGUUCCAGCAGCUAAGGCUUGCCUACAUUAUCUGUGACCCGCCAUCAGCACACAUUAUUGACCAGGAUGAACUUAUCCCUGCAACAUGGCUGACCCGCGUAUACAAAGAACAAUGGCUAGCACUUCUUUGGGAAAAGCAAAACAGGAAACUUGGACCAAUGGAUGUCUACUUUUCUGACAUCCAUGGAAACAGCAUGAGGUGUUCAGGGAAACUUUACGCAGAUGAGGAACGCAGCUGGACCUGGCCUGGCUUCAAAUUUGCCUGGGACUUGGUAGUAUGCUACACCAACAAGCGCAUUAUAUUCCGCCGCAGUGCAUUGAAAACCUCCUGUGGCCUUGGCGUCAACUUACUCUGGCAGAGAAAAGUUGCCUUCCGUCUGCGGGUGAUCUCUUUGGACCAGACUGGGAAAGCAGUUUUUAGAAUGGAGACAGACUAUCAUGUUCUUUCUCUGAGAAAGGAUCAAGAGCUACCUGUAGUAAGCCUUGAAAACCAAGACACACGUUUCCCCAUGUAUGUGGCAUGUAACUUCCUGUACCUUGCUCCAGAGACUGCUUCUUGCAGUGGCAGAAGCAGGAGUGCAAGGCGAUAA